Messenger RNA from Cajanus cajan (pigeon pea), 1503 nucleotides. The record is from RefSeq and is a predicted model, not a curated record. Lineage: Eukaryota; Viridiplantae; Streptophyta; Magnoliopsida; Fabales; Fabaceae.
GUUAAGGCAAUGUUACCACAUCUCUAGACAGAGGCCCAGAGAUAAAGAUAAGAGCCGAAGGGAGGGAAGAACAAAAAAAUAACAGAGAAAAGUAAAAGAAUGGAAGGAAAAUUGUCGCGUUCAGCAAAGAAGAUUACAUCGUCUUCCAUUCAAGAACUCUCCCAGCUUGCUCAGAGAUGCAACGCCAUAAACCUCGCCGAGGGCUUCCCUGACUUCCCCGCCCCUACCCAUAUCAAAAACGCCGCCGUUUCUGCCAUCAACUCCGACUUCAACCAGUACAGGCACGUGCAAGGUGUGUGUGAUCACGUGGCUAGGAUGGUGAAGGAAAUGCACGGCUUAGACAUCGACCCUCUUACGGACGUCGCCAUUUGCUGCGGUCAAAGCGAGGCCUUUGCAGCUGCAAUCUUUGCAACAAUUGACCCGGGUGACGAAGUUAUUCUAUUUGACCCUUCGUAUGAAACAUAUGAAGCAUGUGUUACCAUGGCUGGGGGAGUCCCUAUUCACGUGCCACUUGACCCGCCUCAAUGGACCCUGGAUUCAAGCAAAUUACUGAGAUCAUUUACUGAGAGAACUAAAGCCAUUGUGCUGAACAGUCCCCACAAUCCUACUGGCAAAGUUUUCACAAAAGAGGAACUGGAGAUUGUUGCUGGAGAAUGCUGCAGUCGGAAUUGCCUGGCUAUAACAGAUGAAGUAUAUGAGCAUAUAACCUAUGACUACCUAAAACAUAUAUCCCUUGCCUCAUUUCCUGGAAUGCAAGAGCGGACUGUCAUAACAUCAUCUCUGUCUAAAUCAUUUAGUGUCACAGGUUGGAGGGUUGGAUGGGCAAUUGCUCCAGCUUUUCUUGCAUCUGCUAUCAGAAAUAUUCACGCAAGAGUUACAGAUUGUGCUCCAGCACCUUUUCAGGAAGCUGCGUUGAGCGCUUUGAGAAGUCCCCCUGAAUACUUUGAAUCACUCAGAAGAGAUUAUCAAUCAAAAAGAGACUAUAUAAUCAAGUUGCUAGCGGGAGUAGGCUUUAAGAUAGAGUUUAUACCUCAGGGUUCAUUCUUCUUGUUUGCUGAACUUCCUGACAAUUGCUCCCUUUUAGAUGUAGAAUUUGUCAAGAAACUAAUACUAGAAGCAGGGGUUGUGGCUGUUCCAGGACAAGGUUUUUUUCAUUCAAACCUUUCAUCAAGUGAAAUUUCUGAUUUAAGUUGCUACUACCAGAGGAGAUACAUCAGGUUUGCGUUCUGCAAGAGCGAUGCAACUUUGACUAUGGUUGCAGAAAGACUAAGUAAGCUUUUGGAUGCUGAAGGGCAUCUUGUACUACGUUAAAUUCGGAGAAAGAAUAAUGGGUGACAGGAACAAUUAUGAUCGAGGAUGGUCGAUUAAUAAAGCUUGCAUUACAUAUUCAUUUGACCUAAAACUGAAAUAAACUAAGCUUGUAUUUGAUGUAUUAUUGUCAAAAGUUGAAAUGUAUAACCAUGCAAUCCCCUCCUUCGAGAGAAAAUAUUCGGUAGUCAUGUA